GCACCUAGUUGAUCGACAAGAAUUUUUUUUUUGCGAUCACAUUUUUUCACACCUGAGGCUUCUUACCUUAGUGUGAUUUGCCUUGUGUUUCUUUUUAUAUAUUUUGUGCUCAAGGUUUUUUUUCUUGUUGCUUGAGACAUCCCAAGUUCUUACCAUUCCAUCAUUUUUUUUUUUUAAUAAAUUAAAAAAACACCUACUUCACUCAACCAACCUCAAUAUCACAGCCAUGCCGGACGAAGCUGAUGUGGCUAUUGCCACUUUCGAGGAGCUUAUGGACCUCGAGAGAGAUUUCGAAGAUGUUGAGACAGAAAUAAUCCGUCAACAAGUCGCUCUCAGUGCGCCGUUGUAUGAGAAGCGAGCAAAGCUGGUCCCCAAGAUCCCCAACUUCUGGGCAUUGGUCUUCGAGCAGGCCCCGCCUGAUCUAGACCAAUACAUCCAGCCUGGUGACUCUGCUGUACUCCUAUCCUCAUUGACUGACUUCUCGGUUUCUCACUUCGAGAUUGAGAAUGGCGGCAAGGGAGACCCUCGCAGCGUGGCCCUCAAGAUGGAGUUCUCUGACAAUGAGUGGUUCGAGAACAAGGUCCUGGAGAAGAAGUUCUGGUACCGCCUUUCCAAGGAUGGCGAGGCCGGCCUAGUUAGUGAGCCGGUCGCUAUCAAGUGGAAGUCGGCAGAGAAGGAUCUCACCCAAGGAAUGCUCGACCUCGUCAUCAAGGUCUGGGAGCAAGACAAGAAGCAGGCCAACACCGACAGCACCAAGAUAAAGAAGGAGAAGGACUACACACCCGACGAGAAGGCGCUAAAGGAGAAGAUCGAUGCUACUGGCCUUGGUGGUGUCUCAUUUUUCGGUCUGUUCGGAUACCGAGGACUGAACGUCUCUGCCGAAGAGAACCGUCUCGCACUCGAAGAGGAGAAGAAGCGCGCCGAACGAGCUGCAGGCAAUGCGCCCGACUUGAACGACGAAGAUGACGAGGAUGAGGACGAAGAAGACGUGGAUGAGGACCCGUUAGCUCUCGAGAUCUUCCCCGACGGUGAAGAAGUCGCAUUGGCUCUUACCGAUGAUCUCUGGCCCAAUGCGAUUAAGUAUUUCAGUCAAGCCCAAGAGGUCGACGUUAGCGAUAUGGACUUCGAGGACGAAGACGAGGAUGAGGAGAUGGGCGACGAUGAUCAGCCUGCAACCAAUGGUGCCCAGCCCCCGUCCAAAAAGCGGAAAGCUUAAACGUGUUGAGGAUGAGUGAAGGUCUAAUAUCAAUGUGUCUUAUAGGAAACUGAAAAGCAGCAAGGAUUUUAGGAGGGAUACCAAGUUGAACGUUCUAUGUUCUAUGACGCUCAAGAAAAUUGCAGUUAUGUGCUUGAUGAGAAAAAGGGGAAAAGGGGGAAAUGGGGGAUUUCGAUACCAGACACCAAAAAGUCCUGUCUUUACUUUUACUGCCGAAUAGAUUUCAAGUCAUAAUAAGACGUUGAGAAAGAGCAAAGUCUACG
This is a messenger RNA of Hypoxylon fragiforme, 1479 nucleotides long. Its product is annotated as nucleosome assembly protein. Gene Ontology annotation, cellular component: chromatin; nucleus. The coding region runs from base 227 to 1216 and encodes 329 amino acids. Gene Ontology annotation, molecular function: chromatin binding; histone binding. Gene Ontology annotation, biological process: nucleosome assembly. NCBI's taxonomy places the organism in Eukaryota, Fungi, Ascomycota, Sordariomycetes, Xylariales, Hypoxylaceae. The transcript has 3 exons. The record is from RefSeq and is a predicted model, not a curated record.